Molecule: messenger RNA, 1960 nt
Organism: Anopheles arabiensis
Lineage: Eukaryota; Metazoa; Arthropoda; Insecta; Diptera; Culicidae
Gene: eEF1delta
Product: probable elongation factor 1-delta
Exons: 5
Coding region: 216-1550 (444 amino acids)
Biological process (GO): translational elongation
Cellular component (GO): eukaryotic translation elongation factor 1 complex; cytosol
Molecular function (GO): translation elongation factor activity; guanyl-nucleotide exchange factor activity
Source: RefSeq, a predicted model, not a curated record
CAUGACAUACGUGCCGCGGUUCUGUCAGCAAAAAUAACGCGUGUCGAAAUCCACAAAAAAUCGAGCUCCGGCACUCGUCUUCGGUGUGGAAUUUAUUGAUUUUUCCCCUUUUGCGCUUCGCACUAGUCGUCGUUGCAGCGAUUCUUGUUCGUUUGUGAAUAAGAUCUGUUUUCGUGGCAUCGUACAUCGUGAGAGACUAUUAAUAAAAGCGCAAAAUGGCUGCUGCAGCAAUGGCACACGAGAAACUGUGGACGGAGAAAUCCACGAUGAACGCGGCUGAGAAGGCGUACCACGAGUACAUGUCCAAGCUUUCCGCUGCGGGGAAGAUGGAGUCGUCCGAUGGAGUGGCGGCAGGAUCAAAAAUAGAACAGCCGAAAAAGGGAGGAAACGCUGCCGCACCGCAACAGUCACAGCAGCGGCAACAGCAGCAGCAGCAAGGUCAGCCGAGAAAGAUGGACGUUGCGUCGGUCGAAUCUUCACCGCCACCGGCGGCGGCAGCAGAUGCGCCGAAAUCGAAAAAGGACAAAAAGAAGAAGAACAAGGGCAAGAAAGAAAGUACUCCAACCGAUACCGAGUCUUCCGAGAAGGCAGCUAGCACGGAUGCAGUGCCAGAGCCCCAACCACCCGUCGCCGAGCCGGCCGAGGUGCAGAAGGAAACGGGCAAGAAGAAGUCGAAGAAAUCCAAAAAGUCCAAGUCGCAGGAAGAUCCAUCGUCGGUGCAAGACAACGAUAAUAAGUAUCAGGAGACUGUGCAGCAGCAGAACGCCAAGAACCAGAAGGAGAAGGAGAAUCUGGCCCAUAAGCUGUGCGACAACAUAACGGAGGAAUUGAACAAGAUCAACUCCGUUCCAUCUCAGUGCACUUUGGCAUCGGAAAUUUCGAAAGCCCGGCAACACAUCAAAAAUUCCCUCGAACGGAUGGAUGGUAUUGCCGCAUUGGCAGCUAGCCCCGGAGCCGAGUUGCUGGAUCGUUUGUCCUCGGUGGAGAAGGAAAACGAGAAGCUUCGCUCGAUUAUUGAUGGACUGAACAACCUUGUGAUUGACCUGCACGAGCGCGUUCGCUCGCUCGAAUCGGGCAGUGGCAAAUCGGCCGCCCCCGCCAAACCCGCUGCCGCCGCGCCCAAGCCUGCCGCCCCCGCCAAGAAGGCCGAAGCGGAAGACGACGACGACGAUGUCGAUCUGUUCGGUUCGGAGGAUGAGGAUGAGGACAAGGCGGCAGCCGAGUUGCGCGAAAAGCGUCUGGCUGAGUACGCGGCGAAGAAGUCGAAGAAGCCGGCCCUGAUCGCUAAGUCGAACGUUAUCCUCGACAUCAAGCCAUGGGACGAUGAAACCGACAUGAAGGUGAUGGAGCAGGAGGUGCGGAAAAUCAGCGCCGAUGGACUGUUGCUCGGUGCGGCCAAGCUGGUGCCGCUGGCGUACGGCAUCCACAAGCUGCAGAUGUCGUGCGUUAUCGAGGACGACAAGAUUUCCGUCGACUGGCUGCAGGAGGAGAUCGAAAAGAUUGAGGAUUACGUGCAAAGUGUGGAUAUUGCUGCAUUCAACAAGAUUUAACGUGUGUGUGUGUGUAUGACUUCCAGCAGUACCUUCCCGGGGGAUUAUCCGGCAACACAUUUUUAAUCGAUUUUAUCACAUAAAUAACUCAAGACACGACAGUAAAAACUCGGAGGCAGAGAUGAGAUGAUGAAAGGCGGAAGAAUCGAACAAAGAACGCUGGUCGCCAUCUUUCUACCUUAGUGACGGUUGCUUCUUUCAAAUUGAAAGUACAUUAAUGAAAUAUUCUAUCCUAUUGCAUCUGUGUAAAUCCGAGUUUGAUGAAGUAAACACACAUACCUUUCCCACAUCUACGUAGACGCAUUUGGGUGUUCAUAAAUGAAUGUAUGCGAAACAAAAGUAAUGCUUAAAACAUGGUCGUAAAUAAAACCAGGCUCUGGAAACGGUACUGCCUUUCAAAAACAAAAAAA